This is a messenger RNA of Silurus meridionalis, 1273 nucleotides long. Its product is annotated as CD209 antigen-like protein E. The transcript is spliced from 6 exons. The record is from RefSeq and is a predicted model, not a curated record. The coding region runs from base 64 to 801 and encodes 245 amino acids. Lineage: Eukaryota; Metazoa; Chordata; Actinopteri; Siluriformes; Siluridae.
CACACCAAAUUCAGUCUGCAUUGUCGGCUUACAGAGGUUUUAGUGUGGCCUCUAAAACUGGCGAUGGCAAUACAGAAUGACACAGAGCGAGUGGACCAGACCUGUGUGAAAGAUGCUCAGUACAGCGGAGCGUUCUGGCUGACGGCACUGUGUCUCGGUCUGAUGUGUAUUCUUCAAGCGACUCUCAACAUCGUCCUCAGACUGCACUUUACCUUCCAGGUGGAUAUGCAGCUGUGCAACAAUCACACUCUGCCUAUAGACACAGAGCAAAGCUACAAUGAUCUUCUUAAGAAGAAACUCCAGUUAGAAUCCAGUUACAUCAGCCUGGGUGAAAUGAGAGAUCAGCUACAGAGGGAGAGAGAUGAACUCCAGAAAAGACUUUCCAACAUAACUGAAAUGAUUAACAAGUCAGGAUGGAUUUACUUCAACUUCAGUAUUUACUACAUCUCUACUGAGAAGAAGAACUGGUAUGAUAGCAGAGAGGAUUGCAGAAAUCUGGGAGCAGAUCUGGUGAUCAUAAACAGCACAGAGGAACAGGUUUUCCUACAUAAAUAUUUCAGAACCAUUGAGGCUUGGAUUGGUCUGACUGACAAUGAGAAAGAGGGGGUAUGGAGAUGGGUGGAUGGUUCCCAACUAACCACUGGGUACUGGUGGAUAACUGAACCCAACAACAACGGAGGCAAUGAGAACUGCGUUACUACCGGCUACAGGCAUAUUAACAUCACGACCUGGAAUGAUGAAUCCUGUAAUAGCAGAAUGUCUUGGAUUUGUGAGAUUAGAGUUUUCUUUGAUUGGAAAUGAAAUGAUAUUAUUUUAAAUUCCAUUAUUGCAUCUGUAAUAUCGUUUCUCAUUCUCAUUUAUAUAACGCUGUAAUACUGUAGUGUUGUAUUCUUUGUCGGCUGCAUGUUUGCUAGUCCAUUUGGUACGAUGUUAUGAUGCAUCUCUUUAGCUUACAGUGUUUUUAAUGAAUUAAAUGAAUGAAAAUGGCUUUAUGUAUAUAAUAAACUACGCACAGUGACUGGAUUUUCCUCUUUGCUCUUAUUAGUUAAAAUGUGUUUCUUGAUGUCAUUCUGGCCUGAAAUCAAUAAAAGAUUCUCAGUAUCAGCUCAAGAGGUAGAUGACGAAAGAAGAAAUGAACAAAACGAUCAGGCAGGUUUUCCAGCCGACCCAGUUUAAGAAUAUUUGAAUACACCUACAUGCAUUUUUGCCUAAAUUAAAUGGACAAAAGUAUUGGAACACCUGACUUUUCCAGCCAUAUGUGCUUCUUCUUCAA